CAUUGGGGGGAGAAGCUCCUAGAUCUCUGGCCAACCGCGCGGCGGUCCCCAUGUGCUGCUGGACGGGGGCGCAUAUGUGUGAUACAGUGCUCACAGACAACAUGUACGCAGGUGGCUAUGCAAGACGGGAUGUCCCAGGCGGGCUUGCCGACAGCAACUUACCUACACACAUACACACAUACACACAUACACACAUACACACAUACACACAUACACACAUACACACAUACACACAUACACACAUACACACAUACACACAUACACACAUACACACAUACACAUACACACAUACACACAUACCUAUGUACGUACGUAGUCGUGGAGCUUCAUAUCGCCGCAAGCCGCCUUUCGGAUGGCUUGGGAUCGGGCGCUUGGGAUCGAGCGCCAGUCGGACUUCGUAGCAAGGAGAGUGAUUUGCUCCUCUCCCCCUUGAACCGGUUCUCCAGUACGGUCCAACACGGCACCGAUUCAACAAUCUAGGCAAUCUAGUCACAGGGGGGAGGGGGCCGCUGGUUGGGCGUCAAUAGACUGACUACCUAUCUCAAGGGUCGUAGUCUGUCUCUCUGUCUCUCAUGCCAGGCGGUAGGCUCAGGCGAGGGAAAUCGGCGGUGAGAUG
Durotheca rogersii is the source of this 616-nucleotide messenger RNA. RefSeq lists its product as uncharacterized. The transcript has a single exon. Lineage: Eukaryota; Fungi; Ascomycota; Sordariomycetes; Xylariales; Xylariaceae. The record is from RefSeq and is a predicted model, not a curated record. The coding region runs from base 118 to 480 and encodes 120 amino acids.